Molecule: messenger RNA, 2271 nt
Organism: Molossus molossus (Pallas's mastiff bat)
Lineage: Eukaryota; Metazoa; Chordata; Mammalia; Chiroptera; Molossidae
Gene: DNAJB9
Product: DnaJ heat shock protein family (Hsp40) member B9
Exons: 3
Coding region: 87-749 (220 amino acids)
Cellular component (GO): endoplasmic reticulum
Molecular function (GO): misfolded protein binding; protein-folding chaperone binding
Source: RefSeq, a predicted model, not a curated record
GCCAGCAGCCGUUGCCCGCCAGUAGGGAGCCGGCUGAGAGGGGACGCGGCGGUGCUGGUGGAAGGAGGAGGGCGAGGAUAUUAGAAAUGGCUACUCCCCAGUCCGUUUUCAUCUUUGCAAUCUGCAUUUUAAUGAUAACAGAAUUAAUUUUGGCUUCAAAAAGUUACUAUGAUAUCUUAGGUUUGCCAAAAUCAGCAUCAGAGCGCCAAAUCAAGAAAGCCUUUCACAAAUUGGCCAUGAAGUAUCAUCCUGACAAAAAUAAGAGCCCUGAUGCGGAAGCAAAAUUCCGAGAGAUUGCAGAAGCCUAUGAAACACUCUCAGAUGCUAAUAGGCGAAAAGAGUAUGAUACACUGGGACACAGUGCUUUCACUAAAGGACAGAGAGGUAGUGGAAGUUCUUUCGAGGAGUCAUUUAACUUCAAUUUUGAUGACUUAUUCAAAGACUUUGGUUUUUUUGGUCAAAACCAAAACACUCGGUCCAAGAAACAUUUUGAAAAUCACUUCCAGACAAGCCAGGAUGGUUCUAGUAGACAAAGGCAUCAUUUCCAGGAGUUUUCUUUUGGAGGCGGACUGUUUGAUGACAUGUUUGAAGAUAUGGAGAAGAUGUUUUCUUUUAGUGGUUUUGACACCACUGGUCGGCACACAGUACAGACUGAAAAUAGAUUCCAUGGAUCUAGCAAGCACUGCAGGACUGUCACUCAACGCAGAGGAAAUAUGGUCACUACAUACACUGACUGUUCAGGACAAUAGUUCAUUCUUUUUCUGUUCUCACGAAACCCAACUAGUUAACUGUUCUUCACUAUCUAUGAUGUAAAACAGUUUGUGAACUAUUUUGACAAGUGCAUGAUUUCACUUAACUUGAUAUAGCUGUUAAAUAUAUUUAAAUUGUUUUUGACAAAUUAAGCAACAUUCAGGUAGUAGAGAAAUAGCUAAUUAUUAAUUUUUCUGAUUAGGAAAGGGUCUCGAAAAGAAAGAAAAAAAAAGAUCUAAUUCUGCCUGGUCAUUGUUCUCCACCUGCCCUUGGGCUUAUUGAUGUGGCCAGUUUUAUUACCAAGAAAAGAAUGAGUUUGCCUGAUACAUAUUUAAAGGUUAAACUUUUAAAUUUAUUUUAGAUUAAAUUGUAUGAACUUGAAUGAUUUUUGCAGUGAAACCUUUGCUAACUUAAAAUUGCAUGUUCUCUAGCAUCGCUGACUUGGGUUGCUAAGUGUAUGUGGAACUGGACAGCGAGUCGUUCAGCAAAGGGUAGCAGUACCUUGUUCAGUUUCCACUGGAAGCUUCAGAAACGCAUGGUUAACAUUUACCACAGCCCUGCCUUUCUGUCGUCAGAGUGGAGUCAAGGAAGUGAAUGUAUUGCUCCUAGUCAUUUAUGCUGAAAGAAAGUUGAAAACUUACGAAAUAUUGCCAAGAGAUUGUUACAUAUUUGGCCCCUGGCUAAUUAUUUUAUAAUGUUGGAAUCAUAGCUACUUUAGAUAUCUUUCCAAAUUUCCUUAAUUGUUGGCUCUCUGUGUCUUACAAUAGAUUUAUGUAUUUUGUGUGUGUGUGGUUCCUCUUCUUUGCACUCAUCUUUAUCUAGAAAUUGACUAAUACCUCAUUCUGUUUGUAAAAACAGUAAUUUCUGCGCAACCUUAUUAUGUGCAAUAUUUUCAAAUCCUAAGAAAUGUGUGCUUUUGUUGUCAGAUAGACUUCUUUAGUUCUGCACUUUCCCAUGUUAUACUCCAUAUGAGUAUUAAUCCUAUGGAUACAUAUUAAAAGUAGUAAAUGUCUCAUACAACGUUGUGUGUGAGAGAAAUAUAAUACUUACAAUAUGAUAUUCUCUGUUGUCAUUUAUUUAAGUUUAUCCUGAAAUUCUGGAGGUAUGCUUAUUAGAAUAAGCAAUGAGGCUGCUUAUGCUGAUCAUAGACCAUAUUCCAGAAGUUAUUUUGCUUUCUUUCAUCCUCCUUCCCUCACAGAUUCUGUAGCUUGAAGAUUUUGUUUGGUGUAUUUGCUUGCUAGGAGCAAGUGUUUUUGCUACGAUUCUUUCUCUGUUAGGUUUGGUUGGGAAAAAGAAGAGUCUUUGCAUAAAGCUAUAUUUGUUAAUGAUCAUCUUUAUUUUGAAAAUUGAGUAGAUUUAUUAUAUUUAUGUACCUUAAUUUUCUGGAAAUUAAGUUUGAUUUGUUUGAUAAUAAUAGCCGUACUGUGAAUUUGAUCUGAAGAUGAUCUGUAGCCUAUCAAAACAAAUGGGGGAGGCCAUGUUUAAAUCGGGGUUAACCUUAAGGAUUAUUUUUAUAUUAUU